CGUGGCAGGGCGCUCGCCGUUGCCCAGGGCAACACGAAGCCGCCCCUGGAGUCUGGGGAGCCGCCCCCCAGGCCCCGGUCCUGUUCGGGCCGCGCAGGGGGCAGGUAUCUGACCAUGGCUGUGUACAUUGAUCAUCGAAUAGAAGCUCUUGAGUCCCGUGGACCCCACUCCCACAUAGCUUGGCACCAUCUCCAGCCACUUUUGGCUGUUGCAUCCAUUAAUGCAAACUCUGGUGGUAGUGUGGACAUUUUUCUAGAACAGGGAGAAUAUGUGUCUGAUGCACACUUGGAAAGAAACUUUCGGGCCACGUGUCUCAGUUGGCAUCCUUCCAAACUGAUCGUGGCAGUGGGUUGUGAGAUGGGAGAUGUGGUGGUGGUAAAUAAACAAGACAAGGAACAUCAUGCUGUGCCCUCCAACCAUAAUGCUGAUAUUUCAGUCCUAAAUUGGAGUACUAAUGGUACACGUCUUGUUUCUGGAGAUAAACUUGGUGUUCUUGUAUUGUGGCGGAUGGAUCAGCGGGGUAGAGUUCAAGGUCCCCCUUUGUUAAAACAUGAGUAUGGGAAACAUCUUAAUUUCGGCAUUUUCCGCCCACCUCCUCCUGGGGAAGAUUUGGUCCAGCUCGCCAAAGCUGCGGUGAGUGGUGAUGAAAAAGCCCUGGAUAUGUUUAACUGGAGAAAAUCUGGAAUGGGGAUGCCUCUCAAAAUGGGACCCCAGGAAGGCCUGUCCUUCUUCGUUAGCGUGAUAGAUGGAACUGUGCAUUAUGUGAGUGAAAGAGGAAAGACAAGCCAAGCAUUGACUACAGAGAGUUCUGUCCAAAAAAUGUUGUUCAUGGAAAAAGAUGUCUUAGUAGUAAUAACAGAGACUCUCCUCUUAUCCCUUCACAAAAUUUCUCCGGAGGGAGAAGCAGAAGAACUUCUGAAGGUGAAGUUGAGUGGAAAGAUGGGUCAUCCUACUGAUAUCAUUUUGAUUGAUCAUAGCCUCCUUAUCACUGCCACGAGCGAACCCGUUCUUAGGUUCUGGGACUUGGAGCGUGGUGAGAAUUAUGUCCUUUCUCUGGAUGAACAGCUAGGGUUUGAAAUCGGAGAAUGUGUCCACUGUGUGUCCUAUUGCAAUGCCAAAGGUCUUCUAGCCGCUGGCACCAAUAAAGGGCGAAUAGCUAUGUGGAGAAAAGUGCCACUCUCCAGCCAAACCACUGGGUCGCUGGAAGGCAAGGACAGAUGGAAACUUCAGACACCUACAGAGCUUGAAGGGGAUAUCAUUCAAAUCGAGUGGAGUUCCAAGAAGAAUCUGUUGGCUGUAAACAUAACCAACUCUGUAGCAAUCCUUAGAGAACAAGCCAUGUCUUCACACUUCCACAAACAAAUGGCAGUGGUACAAGUUUCCCCAAACUUGUUCAACAUCACCUGCUUCAGCAGCAGAAUGAUGGAUAACCUCCGUAUUGAUAUGCAUGUGAAUGGAGUGUGUGCUACCAAGGAAGCUGUAGCGUUCUGGAAUGGAAAGCAAGUUUCUAUCUUUGAACUCUCAGCUGCCACUUUACGGAAUUCAGGUUCUUUCCUCUGUGAAUCCCCUGUGCUGGCUAUGCAUGAAGAGAACCUUUACACAGUUGAGCCAAAUCGAGUUCAAGUUCGUACCUGGCAAGGUACCGUUAAGCAGUUGCUGUCAUUCUCUGAAUCUGAAGGCAAUCCCUGCUUUCUGGAUGUCUGUGGGAAUUACUUGACGGUGGGGACGGACUUGUCUCACUUUAAAAUCUUUGAUCUUUCCCGCAGAGAGGCGAAGGUACAUUGCAGUAGCAAGGCCCUGGCCGAUCUGAUUCCAGGCGCUCUUGGGAUUGCAUCUGUGAAGUGCAAUGCAAGUGGCAACAAAGUUAGCAUUCUUCUCAGCAAGGCUGAUGGCAGUCUUGACCCUAGGAUUUGUUUCUACGACAUUGAAACGGACGUGGUCACCCUGUUUGAUUUUGAAUCAGGUCGCCAAAAAGAGGCUAAGGAGGUGCUCUCCUUUGGACAGGAGGCUGAAGGGAAAAAUAUCUCUGUAUAUCCAGAACUGUGUGAUCGCAUCCCUACUAGUCACUUCUGGGAUCAAAAUGAACCAAGGCUGUUCAUAUGUGAAACAGUUCUUGACCCUAAUCAGCAGUCAUUGGACAAGAAGCAAGAGUCAUUGGAAAAUUUGAUGAAUGUGUUGAUAGUAUCUUUCUUCAGCACCGAAGAGCAUGGGCUUCUGCUCCAAGACAGUUUUCCAUUGCCAUCAACUUACCAGUCUCUUCUGGGCAUGGAGGUACCACACUAUUACUUUGCCAAAAAGCCAGAAGCUGAGAGAAAAGAUGAGGUGGAACCUGGCAUAGUCCCACAGUAUCAGAUGGUAGCUAGAAGACCAAUGAGAGAUUUCAUUGGGCUGGAAGAAUGUGACAAGAUGACGUGCGAAGCUAUGCUCAACUUCAGUUUCUAUCUAACCAUUGGAGAUAUGGAUGAGGCCUUCAAAUCUAUCAAACUCAUCAAAAGCGAAGCUGUCUGGGAGAACAUGGCCCGCAUGUGUGUGAAGACCCAAAGGCUGGAUGUUGCCAAGGUCUGCUUGGGGAACAUGGGUCAUGCACGAGGAGCCAAGGCAUUACGGGAGGCUGAGCAAGAACCAGAGCAAGAAGCCAGGGUGGCCAUGUUAGCCAUCCAGUUAGGCAUGCUGGAAGAUGCUGAGCAGUUAUACAAGCAGUGUAAACGGUACGACCUUUUGAACAAGUUCUACCAGGCCUCAGACCAGUGGCAAAAAGCCAUUGAGAUAGCCGAAAGCCAGGACCGAGUCCACCUGCGCACAACGUACUACAACUAUGCCAAGCACUUGGAAGCCAUAGCUGAGCGCAACCUUGCCAUCACCUACUAUGAGAAGUCUGACACUCAUAAGUUUGAAGUGCCUCGAAUGCUUUCAGAAGAUUUGCAAGCCUUGGAGUCUUAUGUCAACAGGAUGAAAGAUAAAGGUUUGUGGAAAUGGUGGGCUCAGUAUCUAGAAGGUCAGGCAGACUUAGAAGCGGCUUUCAAGUAUUAUGAGCUGGCUCAGGAUUAUUUUUCCAUGGUCCGUAUUCAUUGUUUCCUGGGUAACAUCCAGAAGGCUGCUGAAAUAGCAAAUGCAACAGGCAACUGGGCAGCUUCUUAUCACGUUGCCCGUCAGUAUGAGAGCCGCGAGGACAUCAAGCAGGCCGUGCACUUCUACACCAGGGCUCAAGCAUUUAAUAACGCUAUUCGUUUGUGCAAGGAAAACCAGCUGGAUGACCAGUUAAUGAAUCUGGCACUUCUUAGUUCCCCAGAAGACAUGAUAGAAGCUGCACGCUACUAUGAAGGAAAAGGAGAACAAAUGGACCGAGCUGUGAUGCUAUACCACAAGGCUGGACACUUGUCCAAGGCUCUGGAGCUUGCUUUUGCCACCCAGCAGUUUGCAGCCUUGCAGCUCAUUGCUGAAGAUCUGGAUGAGAAAUCUGACCCAGCCCUCCUGGCUCGGUGCUCUGACUUCUUCAUUGAGCACACCCAGUACGAGAAGGCAGUUGAGCUCUUGCUAGCUGCCAAAAAGUACCAGGAUGCCCUGCAGCUUUGCCUGAUACAGAACUUGACCAUCACUGAAGAGAUGGCUGAGAAGAUGACCAUUUCAAAGGACUCCAAGGAACUUUCAGAGGAUUCCCGGCGGGAGCUCCUGGAGCAGAUUGCUGACUGCUGUAUGCGGCAGGGCAAUUAUCACAUGGCCACCAAGAAGUAUACCCAAGCAGGAAACAAGCUGAAGGCAAUGAGAGCACUGCUGAAAUCUGGUGACACUGAGAAAAUUGUGUUCUUUGCUGGAGUCUCAAGACAAAGGGAGAUUUAUAUCAUGGCUGCCAAUUAUCUGCAAUCCCUGGACUGGCGCAAAGAUCCAGAGAUUAUGAAGAACAUCAUCAGCUUCUAUACCAAAGGGAGGGCUCUGGACCUUUUGGCUGGCUUUUAUGAUGCUUGUGCUCAGGUGGAAGUGGAUGAAUACCAGAACUAUGAGAAGGCCCUGGGAGCCCUGACUGAGGCAUAUAAGUGUCUGUCCAAGGCAAAGACACGGAGCCCAGUUGAGCAAGAGAACAAGCUUGCACUCUUGCAGAGCAAGAUGGCAUUGGUGAAAAGAUUUAUUCAGGCCCGGAGACUUUACUCUGAGGAUCCCAAAGAGGCCAUAAGGCAGUGUGAGCUGCUCCUGGGGGAGCCUGAUCUUGACAGCACCAUCCGCCUGGGGGAUGUUCUGGGGUUCCUGGUGGAGCAUCACUUGCAGAUGCAAGAAUUCCAGAUGGCCUACCGGUAUCUGGAAGAGAUGCGGAAGAAAAUCCCCUGUGUGAAUCUCAGCUACUACGUGAACCAGCAGACGGUUGAGGCAGUUCACAGAGGACUGGGUAUCCCUCUCAGCCGAAGUGCUGCUCCAGAGAGAGUUCGCCACAACAGCGUGGAGGAGAAGGAGAUAGAGGAAGUGGCUGAUGAAACGGAGGCACCCUGAAUAGCUCCACAGGGGCUCUGG
Python bivittatus (Burmese python) is the source of this 4500-nucleotide messenger RNA. The record is from RefSeq and is a predicted model, not a curated record. NCBI's taxonomy places the organism in Eukaryota, Metazoa, Chordata, Lepidosauria, Squamata, Pythonidae.